AUGCAUCUGUACAGGAGUGCCGUGUACACGUACCUGCCGUACAGCCCGGAUGGCUCCCAGGUGGUCAAGAUCGCCUUUUGGACACCAGCUCGCGGGUUCAAACGUCUCUCUCCGGUCCCCUUCUUCACUGACAAAUUUUAUAAUUUCUACGGCGCAAAAGUUAAUGUGACUGCCAAGCCCUUCAUGCCCUACUGGGGAGAGGACGUGGAGCAGCAUCCUGGUGGCUCCAGGAAAACUGUGUACCUUGGUUCAGACUAUCAACUGUUAGCGGCUGUUGCCUCAGCUAUGAACUUCACUGUGUGGGUCAUGCCGACUCCAUCGUGGGCGGAGGUAACAAAGCUGGUUGAAGAACGCAUUUCUUUCAUCGCUCCCGUUAUUCACAUGGUGUUAACUGAGCGAUGGGAAAAGUAUGACUUCAGUUACAUCUACGAAACGUCGCAUGCGUCAUUUGCAGUGGCCAAACCUGGCCUGGAGCCCCGGUGGAAAAGCCUUUAUUAUCCCCUGGCUCUUGAAGUGUGGAUGACAUUGCCUGCCCCUCUCUUCUUGGUUCCCUUCCUCUUGAGUCUGCUCAUUCGUGCAAGUCAAGAUGGAAAUGGAAGUAGAAGAAAUGUGGGUGUCGGGGUGGUAUUCCAGGACAUGGUGGGAUCGUUCCUGGGUCAGGGCCUCCCUUAUUGGCUGUCCAGGUCCUCCUCCACUAGGGUUGUGGUGACAGCCUGGGUUAUAUUUGCCUUCAUCAUCGCGACCGUCUAUCGCAGUAACCUGACUGCCGCUCUCACCCUUCCCAAGUAUCCUUCUCGCCCAGAGACACUUCAGGAAAUCGUUGAUACCGUUGACAUGGUAACCUUGCCCGCUUAUGGAGAACAACAUCGAAAAUUUUAUAGUGAGUCUAAGUCUCCACUGUUCCAAGCACUGGGCAGACUGAUGAAUCCUGGACCAUCACUGAUGGAGGGACUUAGGAAGGCAUUGGUGGAAAAAAGCUGCCAUACAGAGGCAAGGAAAUAUCUACAAUACGAAAUUCUGGAUAAGUUCACGGAAGGGGACGGCAGCACUCGUCUGUAUGUCAGCAGUGGAUCCAUCUUUCCAUCGCCCAGCGCCUGGCCAAUCCCGCACGACGCGCCCUACAAGGCUCAUUUGGACAGAUGGAUCGUAGCUACCUUGGAGGCUGGUCUCUAUGAGAAGUGGAUAGCGGACUUACUGAGAGAGACGAAACUGAAGAGUCAGAGGAGACAGCGGCAGCGCCUAGCCUCCGAUCGGUCGGAGCAAGAAACAGGGGUGGAAAAGUUGUCAGAGGGUCCUCCGAUCCUCACCCUCAGUCACACUCAAGGUGGCUUCAUCCUCCUCAUGCUGGGCCUGAUCCUCGCCACUUUCGCCUUCGUCCAAGAACUCUGCUGCCUGAAACCACUGGGUAACCACACUAAGUGAUGUAACCUUCUGGUUCUUUAUCCGAAAUAAUUAUUUCAAGGGCAAGAAAACAAGCCUGUUUUCAUUUUAUAAAUAUAUAAAAAAAUCUGUAGUAUCCAAAGCUUUCUAACUUACAAAUCCUUAUUAGGCAGUAUAUUUUAUUGUUUCGUAGCUUUACAAAUGCAAAAACAUCUAGAUUUUGCGAGAAGAAAAAGAAACAAAAAUCUUGCAAUCAAAAACAUAAACCCAUAAGUUGAAAGCUUAAAGUCUAGAUCAACUGACGAAACUCACGGAGCAACAACUUUGAAAGUUACGUCUAUAUCCGUCUAACUCUUGCGUCGUACAGCGUGAUUAUACAAGUCAAACUCAAGGGCUUAUGUAGUAACAAUUGACAAUAUAAACAAAAAAAUGUAGUCAUUAAUUCGCCAUGAACAGUCACACAAAAUAUUUAUGAUUUAUUAUCAAUAUAUUGAGCACUGCCACUCUAAAGGAAUAAUGGCUGAAUAUUCAGUUUUCAAUAUUCAGUUUUCGUGAGAAAGAAGAAGAAGAAGAAGAAGAAGAAGAAGAAGAAGAAGAAGAAGAAGAAGAAGAAGAAGAAGAAGACGAAGAAGAAGAAGAAGAAUUAGAAGAAGAAGAGGAAGACGAAGACGAAGACGAAGACGAAGAAGAAGAAGAAGAAGAAGAAGAAGAAGAAGAAGAAGAGGAAGAAGAAGAAGAGGAAAGUAUGGUGUUUUUACACUCCUUUCAAAUAACAUCAAAAUUCUUACUAAACAAGUGAAUGUUUAACAAAAUUAAAACUUCUAAGUUCCCUCCGCUGAUCUAUCUGAACACGACGAGAGAGAGAGAGAGAGAGAGAGAGAGAGAGAGAGAGAGAGAGAGAGAGAGAGAGAGAGAGAGAGAGAGAGAGAGAGAGACGCUAAAUGUAAGACAACCCCAUAUAAACUCAACUAAAUCACAGUGGAUCACUCAGCAGCGAUGUUUAUUUUACGAGAGCAUGACAAAACUCUAUCGGGAUAAAACUCAUUUCAUAGUCGUAUAAUAGCGCAGGUUAGUCUCAUAACAGUUUAUUACGAAAAAAAUAACUUUCAAAAACAAUAAAUAUGCCAAGUAUUUCGUUAACAAGUCAAGCCGCAUGACUUCAUGGACUGAAAAGCAAGAUUACCAAUGAAAUUUUAAAGCCAGCACUGAUGUAUUAUUGUUUCGGCUGAUUCGCGGCUCUUAUCGCAGCUGCCGUCAUGCAUUACUGUAUGGACAUAGUUGUAAACAUAACCAGGACAUAGACUAGACUAAGACGAGAAAAUAGACCUUUUCUUCCUGCUGGACAUGAAUUAAGUAAGGGUACAUCUUUAAGUAUGAAUACCUCAGUGGCAAAAUUUUGAGCACAGUUACUCGGAAAAAUGGUGUCAAUGCAUUGCUGUAAUUAUUAAUGUUAUCGUUAGGGGAAUGCGUGUUUUCCAUUCCCUUAUAUAAGUAUGUUAUAUAUUACGACAUUUUGAGUCACGCUGGAGCAGAUGAUUACCAAGAUAUUAAACAAUAGUAAAGUAAUUUGUUGAAUGUUACUG
Messenger RNA from Scylla paramamosain (green mud crab), 2963 nucleotides. RefSeq lists its product as uncharacterized. Gene Ontology annotation, cellular component: membrane. NCBI's taxonomy places the organism in Eukaryota, Metazoa, Arthropoda, Malacostraca, Decapoda, Portunidae. The coding region runs from base 1 to 1422 and encodes 473 amino acids. Gene Ontology annotation, molecular function: ligand-gated monoatomic ion channel activity. The transcript has 7 exons. The record is from RefSeq and is a predicted model, not a curated record.